AUGGCGGAGCGGGGCUGCGCCGCUGUCGCCUUCCUCCUCCUCCUCCUCCUCCUCCGCAGCCCCGGGCUCCCUCGGGCCCUGCCGGCAAAGGGCUUCGCCGCGGCGGGCUGGGGGCUCGGCGAGGCAGCGCUGCCCCCCGGCAAAAGCCGCCGCACGCACGCAGGCUUCGGCCAAGUUGUCCCCCAAAAUAAUAAUAAUAAUGACAAUAAUAAUAAAAAGUUCUGUUCGCGCCGCGUCUUCGGUCGAAACUUCGUCGCCUGGAGCCGCGCGCGGGCGGGCGGGCGGGCGGAGCGGCGGGGACGGAGCGCGUCCCCCGCCGCGGGGACACUGCUCCCCGCUCCCUUCUACCGGGAGCCGGAACGGCUGGAAGCGCCGGGGCUCCCUCCGAGCUGCCGGGUCGCCGGCCCGCGCCCGUCGCUGUCCCCCCGCGCCGGGGUCAGCGCCCGCCGCUGGGAGCCCCGCGCGGCGCCAACGCGGGGCUGCCCGGGGAGCUCCCCGUUCCCGCUGCCGCCUCCUUCCUGUUCCCUCUUACCCUACGUACAACAGCGGUGUUUUCUAGGCUCACUGGAGCAGCGUGGGGCAAAACGGCCCGAGUUUCAAUGGAAGAAAAGCUGCCUGGUGAAGCAGUAUACAAGAACAGAUUAUGUAUAUUUUGAGAAUUCCUCCAGCAAUCCGUAUCUCAUCAGGCGAAUUGAAGAGCUUAACAAGACUGCAAAUGGAAACGUGGAAGCAAAAGUGGUCUGUUUUUACAGGCGAAGAGAUAUUUCCAACAGUCUUAUAAUGCUUGCAGAUAAACAUGCUAAAGAAGUUGAAGAAGAGUCUGAAACCACAAUUGAGGUUGACUUGACUGAUAAACAGAAACAUCAGUUGAAGCACAGGGAGCUGUUCCUUUCGCGCCAGUAUGAGUCUCUUCCUGCAACACACAUCAGGGGAAAAUGCAGUGUCGCGCUCCUGAAUGAGACGGAGUCUGUGUUGUCGUAUCUGGAGAAAGAGGAUACCUUUUUUUAUUCAUUGGUCUAUGAUCCAUCACUAAAAACACUUUUAGCAGACAAGGGAGAAAUCAGAGUGGGGCCGAGAUACCAAGCAGAUGUGCCGGACAUGCUCGCCGAAGGAGAAUUAGAUGACAGAGAACAGGCAAAGCUGGAAGUAAAAGUAUGGGAUCCAGAUAGCCCCCUUACUGACCGUCAGAUUGACCAGUUUUUAGUUGUAGCACGCGCGGUUGGUACCUUUGCUCGAGCACUGGACUGCAGUAGCUCUGUCAGGCAACCUAGUUUACACAUGAGUGCGGCUGCUGCUUCCCGAGACAUCACAUUGUUUCAUGCAAUGGAUACCUUGCACAAGCACAACUACGACUUGAGCAGCGCCAUCAGCGUCCUUGUGCCGCUCGGGGGGCCUGUUCUGUGUCGAGAUGAAAUGGAAGAGUGGUCAGCAUCAGAAGCCAGUCUAUUUGAAGAAGCCCUGGAGAAGUACGGGAAGGACUUCAAUGACAUUCGACAAGACUUUCUCCCUUGGAAGUCACUGACUAGCAUCAUUGAGUAUUAUUACAUGUGGAAAACCACUGACAGAUAUGUGCAACAGAAACGUCUGAAAGCAGCUGAAGCAGAAAGUAAAUUGAAACAAGUAUACAUCCCCACCUACAAUAAACCAAAUCCCAAUCAAAUAUCCAGCAACAAUGGGAAGCCUGCUGCAGUGAAUGGAGCAAUGGGAGCUUCUUAUCAAGCACAGGCCUCGCUAAUAGGUCGGGCUUGUGAAAGUUGCUAUACUCCACAAUCUCACCAAUGGUAUUCUUGGGGCCCCCCUAAUAUGCAAUGUAGAUUGUGUGCAUCUUGCUGGAUUUAUUGGAAGAAAUAUGGUGGCCUAAAAAUGCCCACACAGACAGAUGAAGAUAAACUGUCCAACCAACCUACAGAGGAGUCCCACGUUAGAACUCAUAUGUCGCGACAGGCCACACAGGGCACUCCAGUUCGUAACACUGGGAGUCCAAAGUCGGCCGUGAAGACCCGCCAGGCUUUCUUCCUUCACACAACGUGUUGGACAAAACUUGCUCGCCAGGUCUGCAAAAAUACCCUCCGGCUGCGGCAGGCAGCAAGACGUCCCUUUGUCCCUAUUAACUGUGCUGCCAUUAAGGCAGAAUAUGCAGAUCGACAUUGUGAAGUUGCUGGAAAUCCACUGAAGAUCAAAAGCACCAGAAAACCACUGUCAUGUAUCAUUGGGUAUUUAGAGGUUCAUCCUGCAGUGAAGCCUAAUGUAAUCAGGUCAACACCAAGCCUUCAAAGUCCAAGUGCAAAACGACUACUUGCACCAUCUAAUCACUCUUCACUAAGUAUAUUGGGAAAAAGAAACUACACUCAUCAUAAUGGCCUUGAUGAAUCCUCCAGCCAUACAACUCGAACAAUAAUGCAUGCUGCUCCCCAUGUUCAUAUGACCAAUGGCAAGGCCUUGCAAACCAGUGCAAGUGCCAUUAAGACAAGCACGAUUCCAGUGAUCAAGAGACAGAGGCAAAACUGGCUCGACGCUUCAGAUGAUGGCUUCUUUAUAGCUACAGAAGAGACCAGAAAAAUUCGUAAGAAGUUCACCAGAUUGCAGCUGAAAAGAGCUUCCAGAACACCUUGUACUACAAUUAUUGCGAAGACAAAGUCUCUCAUGAACAAUAGGCAGGCACAAACAGAGCCUGAAACUAUCAUGCACUGAAGAUUACAGCGACAGCACCAUAAUUGUGUCAGAAUCAUGUUUAAUUGUGAAUGCAGAUACAACAGGACCUUCCACAAGUAGAUGAAAGACGGAAACACUGCAAGGCCAGACUGUGGCUGGGUUUUGUGUUCUGGGCAGAAUCCAGCAAGCAGUCCUUGUGUCUCCCCAUCUCUGCAAGUGCUACUUCUGGUUAGCUGGGCUAGCUGAUCUCCAGUUGUCCUCCUGUUCUUCCCAUCAGCAGUCAUUAGAGUUGGCUAAUCAAGGACGAACAGGCACUGAACAGGCUGGAGUAUGGAUCCCCCCUCCACAUUUGUCUAAGCCUUUUAGUGGUGUGAUGCAAAAAUAUGCAGUUUUCAGGAUGACUGUAGUGUUUCUAAAGCAGGACUUAGCCUUAAGGGACUGCAUUUUCAAAAUCAGCUGUAGACUUUAUGUGUUUAGGUUUUUUCCGUGUCAGCUUUAGUCACCUUGGAUUUGGUUUUCUUAAGUGUUGAGCAUCCAGAGCCUCAAAUGAGGACAAGCUCAGCAGUUUGGAAACUUAGACCAAUUCAGGGAAAGCCAGAAUUAGUGGCCAGUUUUCAUAUUCUGACCAUAUUAACUUGGCUAACAUGUUGGAAAGUAGUGUGUGUAACAGUGAAUAUCCAGGUGGGCUAGUUGCUUUUGUAGGAACUGGUCCCAUUGUCUGUAUAUUUGCAACCAUUUGUCUGUUU
This is a messenger RNA of Nothoprocta perdicaria, 3398 nucleotides long. It is a transcript of the gene MTA3, whose product is annotated as metastasis associated 1 family member 3. The coding region runs from base 1 to 2691 and encodes 896 amino acids. NCBI's taxonomy places the organism in Eukaryota, Metazoa, Chordata, Aves, Tinamiformes, Tinamidae. The record is from RefSeq and is a predicted model, not a curated record. The transcript is spliced from 20 exons. Gene Ontology annotation, biological process: negative regulation of transcription by RNA polymerase II. Gene Ontology annotation, molecular function: sequence-specific DNA binding; chromatin binding; histone deacetylase binding. Gene Ontology annotation, cellular component: NuRD complex; nucleoplasm.